CUCCGACGCGACAAGAUUCAAUUCCAAGUUUCUCCGGUAUCAUCUACGGAUUGUAGCAGCAAUGUUGACUGCAUCCAACACCAUUUCCAUACUAUAAUUGUGACAGAUGGAAGUAUAGCAAGUAAGAAGACCAUCACAGGGCUCAGCAAGCCUGAAAAAUGGCAUUUUCUCUAUCCGUGUCGUCUCAAAGAGAUAGACUAAUGAUUUCCCUCAACUCGGAGUUCCUUCCACCCGUGCCUCUAUUGAAGCCUAAUGUCAUUAAUAGAAAUAAUGGUAAUAACAGGAGCUACAAAAGUCUCUCGAUUUCAGUAUCUCAUUCAUCUCUCAAAAUUGUUCGUGAUCGAUCGCUAGACAGGCAAGUGGUGAAGCAUAACAAGAUUCGUUUUGUACAAAAAUUAAAGACCCUACUUCUUUCAAAACCAAAGCAUUACAUGCCAAUCCACAUUCUUUCCAAAUGCCGCUCUUAUCUAUCCCUACCAAAACCUCGUUCCCUCCUCUCCAUGAUCCAUCGUUACCCUUCAAUUUUUGAACUCUUCACAAUCCCAACGCCCCCAACUCCUCUUAACGCAACAAAAUCAUACUCUCAACUCUGUGUUCGUCUUACCCCAGCUGCAUCAGCACUUGUGGCUCGAGAAUCAAAUCUCAAAUCAACCAUGUCUGUAACCUUGGCCGGAAAACUCCAGAAACUUCUCAUGCUCUCCUCCCACCACCGUCUCCUCUUAUCAAAGCUUGUUCACCUUGCCCCCGAUCUUGGCCUUCCACCUAGUUUUCGAUCCAAGCUCUGCAAUGGCCACCCAGACAAAUUCAAGACAGUUGACACCUCCUAUGGCCGGGCACUUGAGCUUGUCUCGUGGGACCCACAUCUAGCCAACCCUUUACCUGCUCUUGAAGUUAAAUCCGGGUUAAUUGUAGAUAGACCUUUGAAAUUCAAGCAUUUGAGACUCCGAAAGGGGCUAAAUGUGAAAAGACCUCACCGUGAAUUUCUGAUCAAGUUUGGAGAAUUGCCUGAUAUGUGCCCAUACAAAACCCCCAUGGGGCAAUUAGCGAAAGAGUCCAUUGAGUCAGAGAAGAGGGCAUGUGCUGUGGUGAGGGAGGUUUUGGGAAUGAUGGUUGAGAAGAGGACUUUGGUAGAUCACUUGACACAUUAUAGGAAGGAGUUUGGGCUGCCCAACAAGUUGCGGGGGAUGCUGGUGAGGCACCCGGAGUUGUUCUAUGUGAGUUUGAAGGGACAGAGGGACUCGGUCUUUUUGGUGGAGGGCUAUGACGAUAGGGGCUCGCUUAUAGAGAAGGAUGAGAUUUUGGUCAUAAAGGAUCAGCUAAUGGAGUUGGUUAGGGAAGCGAAGCGAAUGAGGCGAGAGAGGAGAAAUGGUAUCAUUAACAACUAUGUUGAUGAUGAAGUCGAUAACGAACAUUAUGGUGUUUAUGCCGAUGGUGACGAUGAUUAUGAUGAUGGUUUAGAUGAUUUAUUUGAAUCUGACGAUUCUGAUGAUGAUGAUGCUGGUGGUGGUAGUGAUGAUGAGAAUAGUGAUGAUUUGGGCCUAGAUGAGAACCAUGGGUUUUGGACUGCUGAAGCUGCUAGUGUUGUCAACAGAGAGGGCAGCAGAGAUUUGCAACCUUGGUAGUAACAUCCAGUUUGCAUAACUUUGCCAAAGGAUAAUUUUCUCUUUAGUUUAAUAAAAUAUGAGAAAAUUGCUCUUGUAAAUUGUAAUGCAUCCUAUUUUGCAAUGAAUUUUGGCCUCGUUUGGGAACAAGUUCGUUUAGUAAUUUUUUAGUUUUUUACGAAAAAAUGUAUAGAUAUGUAAAGAGAGUGAUAUGAUAAGUUAUAGCGACUUUUUAGCUUUUUUGUUAAAA
Molecule: messenger RNA, 1851 nt
Organism: Camellia sinensis
Lineage: Eukaryota; Viridiplantae; Streptophyta; Magnoliopsida; Ericales; Theaceae
Source: RefSeq, a predicted model, not a curated record